Molecule: messenger RNA, 1062 nt
Organism: Paramecium tetraurelia
Lineage: Eukaryota; Ciliophora; Oligohymenophorea; Peniculida; Parameciidae
Exons: 5
Biological process (GO): mRNA destabilization
Cellular component (GO): cytoplasm
Molecular function (GO): mRNA binding
Source: RefSeq, a predicted model, not a curated record
AUGCAAACAAGUCCUCCAUGCCAAUAACCUGAGGCAAAAUAUUUAGAUAAUUAUGAAAAUUUCGAAGAAGUAACCACAACAUUUAAUUGUCUCCAAAAAAUUCAUUAACCUCUUGAACAAGAAGCAACUUAUUUUUUGAUACGUGCUCCAACUAAAGAUAAUGUUCAUCGGGCUAUUAAAUACGGCAUCUGGACUAGUUCGAGUCGUAAUAAUUAGAAAUUAAAUGAUGCCACACGUCCAGUUUACCUAUUAUUUAAUGUUACCCAGACAUCCCACUUUAUUGGAUUGGCUAAAAUUGUCAGUAAUUUCAGAGAAAACAUGCAUUUUAUGUAUUGGGCAGAGGAGAAUAAAUGGUUUGGGUCUUUCCAGAUUGAAUGGGUCUUUGUAAGAGAUUUACCAUAUAGCGAAUUAAGUUCAAUUUAAUAAUCUGGAGGAAAAUGCAUUCAUGAAUUAAUUGAUUGCACUUAAAUUGAAAAUGGCGAUUUGAUCUAUUCUGCCUUCUAAAAUUAACCAUAGAAAAGCUGCAUGUUGAAGACCUUUAAGGAAUUGGACAAUUCAGAGAAAAGAAAGAGAAAUGAAAGAGAUUCCAAUCCAAAUUUCGCAAUCUAGUUUUAAGAAUAUAUAAGUGUCUUUGAAUCUAUGCCAUUUACUUUUUCCGUAGCUUCUUAUUAAAGAAGAAAAUAGCAAUAGAUACAAAAUCAAUGUUAUUAAUAAUAUUAAUAUUAUUACUAAAGCCCUUGGUUUGGAGUUGCCUAACCUUCAUUUUGGAAUUAAUAACAGCAACUCUAAUAAUAGCCCAUAUAAUAACAAUACUAGUAAUAAUAAUAAUAAUAACAAUAAUAACAAUAAUAACAAUAAUAACAAUAAUAAUAAUAAUAAUAAUAAUAACAAUAAUAAUAAUAAUAAUAAUAAUAAUAAUAAUCUUUAAACAAUCCUGGUUUUUAUCAAACUUCUAAUUACAAUAGGCCCCAGACUUAAAAUCAUCAAAACAAUAAAUUUUAACAAAAGAAAUAAUUAAAUAAUAAAAAUAAUAUUUAAUAGAGUCCAAAAAAAUAAUAAUGA